This is a messenger RNA of Mycosarcoma maydis (corn smut), 2916 nucleotides long. RefSeq lists its product as uncharacterized. Gene Ontology annotation, molecular function: mismatched DNA binding; ATP-dependent DNA damage sensor activity; ATP binding. Gene Ontology annotation, cellular component: MutLalpha complex. Bases 1 to 2916 code for a protein of 971 amino acids. The transcript has a single exon. NCBI's taxonomy places the organism in Eukaryota, Fungi, Basidiomycota, Ustilaginomycetes, Ustilaginales. Gene Ontology annotation, biological process: mismatch repair. The record is from RefSeq and is a predicted model, not a curated record.
AUGGUGCAAAAAGAUGGUGUCGCUGCGUCCAUUGUCGACCGAAAUGUUUCUUCUGGUUCGUCAGUCAUCCGCGCGAUCCCCUCGCACGAUGUCCAUCGCAUCACUAGCGGACAGGUGGUGCUCGAUCUACAGACUGCAGUAAAGGAGCUGGUAGAAAAUGCGCUGGAUGCUUCGGCGACAAAUAUUGCUGUCAACUUUCGAGACUAUGGCGCCGACUCGUUCGAGGUGGUUGACAAUGGAACGGGUAUCGACGCUUCCAAUUACGCCAAUGUGGCUCUCAAGCAUUACACCAGCAAGCUGUCCUCGUUCUCGGAUCUGUCCCUUGUGCGAACAUUUGGAUUUCGUGGAGAAGCGCUCUCCUCACUGUGCGCUCUGGCCAAGGUGACGAUCCACACUGCCACUUCAGACCAGGCACCCAUGGGUACCAUCCUGCAGCUUGGAAAGUCUGGCAAAGUCGAGAGCGACACCGGAAGAGCUGCAAGGCAGAGGGGCACCACGAUCAUCGUAGAGGGCCUCUUCAAGGUGCUUCCGGUUCGACGCAAAGAGUUUGAAAAGAAUCUCAAACGCGAAUAUACCAAAACCCAGAAUCUGCUGCAGGCUUACGCUCUCAUCACCAAGGGGGUUCGAUGGACAUCUACCAAUACACCUGCUGGAGGUCGCAAAACACCCCAAUUUAGCGUCAACUCCUCCACCUCUGACAACUACCUUUCAGCCAACGUCUCGGCACUUUUUGGUGCAAAAGUGGUGCCCACCCUCAUGCCCCUGAAUCUCGAGCUCACCUUUUCUGUAGCCAGGUCUCCUAACAAACUCAUCCAACAUACUGUAGAAGCUCACGGCGACAAUGACGACGAGGAAAUUUUGCCGGGCGACGAAUCAUCGACUGUUAACGUCAUGGGUCUGAUCAGCAAGCCCAUUCACGGUUCUGGUCGCACCUCUUCCGAUCGACAGUUCUUCUACAUCAACGGACGUCCUUGGGAUGCAGGUCGAGUCGGUCGAGCCUUCAACGAGGUCUACAAGUCGUACAACUCGAAUCAUUUCCCCUUUGUCGCGGCCGAUUUCCGCUUGCCAACUGAUUCGUACGACGUCAACAUCACCCCUGACAAGCGUACUAUUUUUCUACACGAGGAGAAUCGGCUCAUAGAAAAGGUCAAGCAAGCGCUCGAGGAGCUGUUUGCUCCAAGUAGGGCCACUUUUUUCGUCAACGGAGCCAGUCACUCUCUUCGCAAUGGCAGCGGAGUGACAAGAUUGAGCGCACAGUCCAGGCUAGGUGGCUUUACAGCCAAGACAGACGAUGAGCCAAUGGCUGAUGACCUAGCUCUGCAUCCUGAGAUUGAUCCAGCAGCCGAGUCAGAUGAAGACCCAGAGGACGCGCAGACGCACCAAGAUGUGGGUCAAUAUGCUCAGCAAGCCGACAGUGAUAGCGAGGAAGCUGAACCAUAUGCUAAAGUACGGUCUCUCUCUGGCGCCUCUCACGCUAUCGACCUCGAAUAUCGCGAGGACUCGAAUUCCCCUUCCCCUCUCAACGGUCAAGGGCGUGUAGAACAGGCUGAUGAUGACAGAAGCGAGGCUGAUAUACCAGCACUAUCGGCGCCCGAGCCGGACUCACCAUGUCACGACUCCUCAAAGCGCGAGUAUGAUGGGGUUCUUGAUACGAACCAGGCGUCCUGUGCACCUACUAAAAGGCAGCGUGUAGUGCAGUCUUUAGCGAAGGAGCCAGAAUCACCAGCCUCAGAACAAUCGCACAACAACGCUCAUUUCGUCUUGGCCUCGCUGCGAACGUUUGCACUUCCCGGAACCCAAAUCGCGGACCAUCUGCCCGUGUCAAAUUGGAUGGCUGUUGGAAACCAAGACGAACAGUCGACUCCCAUGGCAAUGGCUGGAGAAAAGGCAGAUAUGUCUUCCGAAGAGGAUCUGGAAUUCGAUCAUCCCGUGGCUCAAGUAGCGGCGAUAGAUGAUGACCAGGUUGAAUGUGCGGACGAGCCUUUGUCCAACAAGUUCGCAUCGAUGCGUAAAGACGCUGCUGUCAGUGAUCUGAUCGAGCACGAACAGAUCAUCUCGUUCGAUCUCGAUCGUUUGCAGCAGCGACUUCUCCAACGACGGACGCCGUCCUGGUCAACACCAUCUGGACUGCCUGCGUCUGAGAGAGAAGAACUGUUGCAAGGCGCUGGAGUGGAAAACCAAGACGAAGCUCAAGUCGAACGAGCGCUUUCCCGCGUCAUUCACAAAGACGAUUUUGCGGCUAUGGAAGUCAUUGGGCAGUUCAACCUGGGAUUCAUCAUUGCGCGACGUCGAACUCGGCCAGAUUCGUCGUCACACGAUAUGGACGACCUCUUCAUUGUCGAUCAACACGCCUCUGAUGAAAAGUUUAACUUUGAGACGCUUCAACUUACCACACAAAUUCGUUCUCAGAAGCUCAUCGUUCCGCGUCCUCUCGAGCUCUCUGCUUCUGACGAGUUGGUCGCCAUCGAGCAUCAGGAGACGCUGCUUUCUAACGGCUUCGAUAUCUCCGUCUCUGAGACUGGCCUUCCUGGCACAAGGGCCAAGCUCGUUGCUCAGCCGAUCAGCAAGGCAACCGUGUUUGGCGUCAAAGAUCUCGAAGAGCUGCUUUACCUGCUCAGGGAUACCUCGGCAGGCUCGGAAGCAGCCAGAAGUAUCCGGUGCAGCAAAGCAAGGGCCAUGUUUGCCAGCAGGGCCUGCAGAAAGUCGAUCAUGAUCGGCACUGCGUUGACCAGAGGUAGAAUGAAGUCCGUGUUGAACAACAUGGGCACAAUCGAGCAGCCUUGGAACUGCCCACAUGGGCGUCCCACGAUGCGCCAUCUGGUGUGCCUGAAGACGGUCGAUGCUGAAGGACAGGCAAGAAAAGCUCAAAGUGAUGAGAAUCCCAGCUGGGAAGAGCUGGUCGAAUGUCUAGCCUAG